Molecule: messenger RNA, 1111 nt
Organism: Stylophora pistillata
Lineage: Eukaryota; Metazoa; Cnidaria; Anthozoa; Scleractinia; Pocilloporidae
Product: cytosolic Fe-S cluster assembly factor NUBP2 homolog
Biological process (GO): iron-sulfur cluster assembly
Cellular component (GO): cytosol
Molecular function (GO): iron-sulfur cluster binding; ATP-dependent FeS chaperone activity; ATP binding
Source: RefSeq, a predicted model, not a curated record
GUGGGGCUGGUGGACUUGGACAUUUGUGGACCAAGUGUACCCAAGCUAAUGGCUGUUGAAGAACAACAAGUCAUUAACUCACCAUAUGGAUGGACACCUGAUAAUAUGGCGUGGACCGCGGAAAACAGGUCUAAUCAAGCAGUUUAUGAAGGACACAUUUUGGGGUCGGCUCGACUUUCUUUUAUUUGACACACCACCCGGAACAUCAGAUGAGCAUCUUACUGUUGUCAAAGCAUUAAAAAACGUCAAUCCUGAUGGAGCUGUCGUCGUUACGACGCCUCAAGAGGUUGCGUUGGCAACGAUCCGCAAAGAGCUGAAUUUUUGCCGAAAGAUGGACCUUACGGUGUUGGGGAUCCUGGAAAAUAUGAGUGGCUUUGUUUGUCCAUACUGUCAGGAAUGUUCAAACCUGUUUUCUUCUGGUGGCGCUGACAGGCUUGCAAGUGAAAAUGGUCUUCGUUUCCUUGGAAAAAUCCCGCUAGAUCAGAACUUGUGCGUUUGUUGUGAACAAGGUUCGAACAUUUUCGAAUCAUUCCCAGAAUCACCCGCGGGAACAGCACUACAGUCUCUGGCAUCUGAGUUAAUUAGAACGUUGAAACCGGAAGUAAUGUCAUCAUAACGAACUUCGUCCUCUCUGGUGGUAACUGGUCGUUUAUCCUUUGAAAUCCAGUAAUCUGAAAUCCUUUGAGACUCAGUAUUGAUAUUAUAGAGCUGUGAGAGCUAAUACAACAUGAGAGACAAAAUCAAAACGCGGAACGUGACUUUGGUUUCGUCACGCAAUCUGGAUAGAACGCGUUGUAACAAAACAACGGCUUCCGAGGACCAAAAUUUGUGAAUGACAAGCAGAAGGAGAACUUCAGGAUAUGAUUUAAUUUGCAAUUUGAUGGGGAUCUAAGAGAUUUUGACAAUAUUUUAGACACGAAUAAUACCAAAAUUCUGGUAGAAUAAACAGUUUGUUUAUAUUUUUAAUUUAUUUAAAAAGCCCUGCGAAAAUGUCACGUUUGAAGAUACUGUUUUAUAAAUUAUGUAUAUGGUAUAAGGUCAGUGGUUCGAAUCCCGUACAGGCCUGAUUUUUUUCAGGUCUGAUUUUCGCUAUUGUAUAAAUAGCGCUCUU